Molecule: messenger RNA, 2094 nt
Organism: Abrus precatorius (Indian licorice)
Lineage: Eukaryota; Viridiplantae; Streptophyta; Magnoliopsida; Fabales; Fabaceae
Product: pentatricopeptide repeat-containing protein At3g24000, mitochondrial-like
Exons: 1
Coding region: 1-2094 (697 amino acids)
Biological process (GO): RNA modification
Molecular function (GO): zinc ion binding; RNA binding; protein binding
Source: RefSeq, a predicted model, not a curated record
AUGAAAAUUGCGUUGCCAAUAAGAAAGGUUGUGAGAAGAGAAAGCAGAAAGUAUUAUGAAUUGUCCUCAAUCGAUCACUUAAACUAUAUCCUCAGCAAUUCAUCACAGUUGAAGAAUCUAAAACACGUGACACAAAUCCACUCUCAAAUCAUAACAACUAAUAACGCUUCCCUUCCCAACGUGAACAACCUUCUUCUUCUGUACGCAAAAUGCGGUUCCCUCCAUCAUACCCUUCUCGUUUUCUCCACAACCCCUCACAAUGUCCUCACGUGGACCACCCUCAUCACCCAACUCAACCGUUUCAACCAACCCUUCCGUGCCAUAACCUAUUUCAACCGCAUGAGGACCACUCACACGUACCCAAACCAAUUCACCUUCUCCGCCAUCUUACCCGCGUGUGCGCAAACAACGCUUCUUCCCUAUGGUCAGCAAAUCCACGCUUUGAUUCAUACACAUGGUUUUCAAACCGACACGUUUGUAGCUACCGCGUUACUUGACAUGUACGCUAAGUGUUCCUCCAUGUCCUUGGCAGAGAAGGUGUUCGACCAAAUGCCCCACAGAAACCUCGUUUCGUGGAAUUCUAUGAUUGUCGGAUUCUUGAAAAACAAGUUGUUCGGUCGUGCCAUUCGGGUUUUUCGAGAGGUUCUCCGCCAGACUUGGUUUGCUCCCGAUCAAGUGAGUUUCUCCAGCGUGUUGAGUGCUUGUGCUGGUUUGGUUGAUUCGGGUUUUGGGAAGCAGGUGCAUGGGAGCAUUGUUAAGCGUGGUUUGGUUGGUGUGGUUUACGUGAACAACUCCCUGGUGGACAUGUACUGUAAAUGCAGGAUGUUUGAUGAUGCAGCCAAGUUGUUCUAUGCUGCUGGAUAUAGAGAUGUUGUGACCUGGAAUGUGAUGAUUGCUGGUUGUGUUGGUGACGAUAACUUCGAACAAGCUUGCAGCUUUUUCCAAGCUAUGAAAAGGGAAGGCAUGGUACCCGAUGAGGCUUCUUACUCCUCUGUUCUUAACGCGAUUGCAUGUAUUGCAGCAUUGACACAGGGCACCUUGAUCCAUGGUCAUGUAUUAAAAACUGGCCACAUGAAAAAUGCUUGUGUUUCAUGUUCUUUGGUGACUAUGUAUGGCAAAUGUGGGAACUUGUUUGAUGCCUAUCGGGUUUUUCAAGAGACAAAGGAUCGUAAUGUGGUUUGUUGGACAGCUAUGAUCGCGGUUUUUCAUCAACAUGGUUGCGCUGAUGAAGCGAUUGAGUUGUUUGAGGAGAUGCUUAAAGAGGGGAUUGUGCCUGAGUACAUUACUUUUGUUUCCGUGCUAUCGGCUUGCAGCCAUACGGGGCAGGUUGAUGAUGGUUUCAAGUAUUUCAAUUCCAUGGCUAACAUCCAUAACGUUGAGCCUGGACCUGAACAUUAUGCCUGCAUGGUAGACUUGCUUGGUCGUGUUGGUCGAUUGGAUGAAGCGUGGAGCUUUAUUGAAUCGAUGCCAAUCGAGCCUGACUCAUCAGUUUGGGGGGCUUUGCUUGGGGCAUGUGGCAAGUAUGGCAGUGUUGAAAUGGGCAGAGAAGUUGCAGAGAGGCUUUUCAAGUUGGAACCAGAUAAUCCAGGGAACUAUGUGUUACUUUGUAAUAUCUAUACACGACAUGGGAUGUUGGGAAAAGCCGAUGAGGUCAGGAGAUUGAUGGGGAUCAAUGGGGUGAGGAAAGAGACUGGAUGUAGCUGGAUUGAUGUUAAGAACAGGACCUUUGUGUUCACUGUGAAUGAUAGGUCACACUCAAGAACAGAAGAGAUUUAUGAAAUGUUGCAAAAGUUGAAAGAGUUGAUAAAGAAGAGAGGCUAUGUAGCUGAGACCCAGUUUGCAACUAACAGUGUUGAAGGGUCUGAAGAGCAGAGUCUGUGGUGUCACAGCGAGAAAUUAGCUCUUGCAUUUGGUCUUCUGGUCCUUCCAGUUGGGUCUCCAGUAAGGAUAAAGAAGAAUUUGAGAACUUGUGGUGAUUGUCAUACUGUUAUGAAAUUUGCUUCAGAGAUUUUUCAGAGAGAAAUUAUUGUGAGAGAUAUCAACAGGUUUCAUCGAUUCACAAAUGGCUUGUGCUCUUGUAGAGAUUAUUGGUGA